Alexandromys fortis (reed vole) is the source of this 6082-nucleotide messenger RNA. RefSeq names its product FYVE, RhoGEF and PH domain containing 5 (gene Fgd5). Bases 191 to 4816 code for a protein of 1541 amino acids. The transcript is spliced from 22 exons. Gene Ontology annotation, molecular function: guanyl-nucleotide exchange factor activity; metal ion binding. NCBI's taxonomy places the organism in Eukaryota, Metazoa, Chordata, Mammalia, Rodentia, Cricetidae. The record is from RefSeq and is a predicted model, not a curated record. Gene Ontology annotation, cellular component: cytoplasm.
CCCGAGCUCGAGCGGACGCCCCGCCCCGCCCAAGCCCCGCGCCCAGCGCCCCUCGCCUUGCAGCGGAGUGCUGUGCCCGGGGCGGGCCGGGCCGGGGCGGGCUCGGGUGCGGUGGACCGGGCGGCAGUGGGACUUCGACAGACGGACCCGCGCGGCACGCAGCGACCAGCCUCGGGCUCCACGGUGGAAGAUGCACAGAGCAGAUUCACCCAAACCACCAGUUGCUCCCAAACCGAAGGUUACCACCAGUCCUUCUUCGCCAGCAGCCAAGUUUCCACCGUCACCCAGACCUGACAGUUUCCCCAGUCCUAACUUCAUGUCCAGGGGCCCCAAACCUCCCAUCGCUCCUAAGCCCAGGCUGGCUGGCCCCGGUGAGUGUGGCACUGGUGUGUACCUGAACAACAGCCUCGGCAAAUGCAGCAAUGGGAGGCUGCCCUGCAAGGACCGGGACCUGUGUGAUGGGCACCACUCCAGCCUGAACUGUUCUGAGUUGGAGACUGAUGAGGAAUACAUCAUGGUCCCCAGGGCCCCACAGAGAGAGGAUGCUCCCAUGGAUGGGGCUUCUGGGGAGCAGGGGAUCGAGGAGGAAGCCCAAGAGCAUGGUACAGAGCAGAUGGGGACUGAGGGGGACCUGGAAGUCCCAGACGAGGAGGCACCAAGCAGAGACAACGAGGAAGACAUGGGCCACACUCCGGAAGGUGAAGAAGACUGUGAUCCUGAUCCCGAGACCCCAACAGCCCCAGAUGAAGGGGUGCUAAGCAGAGAUCGUGAGGGAGAUGGGGAAGACGGUGACCAGGAGCCAGGAAUGGAGGAGCAGCCCAUGAGUGAGGAGGAGGAGGCAGAAGAGCACGUGUACAGCCUUGAUGAUAGGGCCCCCCGGGAUGAAGAGAUCGUUCUCACACAUGUCAGCUCUGAGUCCUCUGAAGUUCCCUGUUGGGAGCCAGGGCCCCCCGAGACUCCUGGGGAAGUAGAAGUGGAUAGUAACGAUGGAUAUAACAACACAGAACCUGGGGAGCCCCACCAGGACACUGAACAGGACACAGAGGAUGCCAGUGAGCUAUCCCCUGAAAAUGGGGAGGUGCCCCCAGAUAUCCAGGAGCAAGAGGUGGCAACUGACAGCCCUGAGGUCUUUGAGGAGGACUGUGAAGAUGCUGCAGGAGGCAGGGGCCAGGCAGAGCAGGAGGAACCACCCGCUUGCGAUGAGGAAGCCUACAAUAGAGAAAAUUCAGCAACCACCAUGCAGGUAGGGGAGGACUCCGGAGAGGGUGGAGAGCCUGGGCAGGAGGACCCUGCUGAGGAGAACUGCCAGAUCAUCCCCUUUGAGAGCGUCAGCAUGGAGGAGGAUUUCUCAUCCACACUCACAGAAAGUCCCUACGAACUCUUCCCAACUGAGAGCACCUCCUUCUGCAAUGAUAUCUGUUCCCUUUUGGAGUCAGCCAAGGGGCAGGAGCCAGUGUGCGGAGAGGGGGCUCCUGGUACUGAUCCUUCACUUAACAAGCACGAGUCCCUGCAGGAUGGAGCUGGAGAUGCACCCCCUGUCCCCGAUGUGGUGGUUGUACCAGAGAAUGAGGAUGCCUCAGACGACGCACUCAGCAGUCCCUACGUGAUGGGCGCUGGAUUGCUGAGCCUCGGAGAGGGAACACAGUCAGACACUCAGGCUACGUCAGGCACUCGAAGUGGGUACAGCACCUGGGAGGAAGGGGACUCUGAGGGUGGCCUGGUCCCAGUGGACAGGAAGAAUAUUGCCACAAGGGCCCGGCCCCACUCUGGGAAGGUGGCUGGUCACGUUCCAGAAACUGUUCUAGAAGAAAUAGGACCAGAAGCCUGUUCAUCAGCUGUGGGUACUGGAGACGCCAGUGAGGCAUUGAGAAAGAUAGGUGUGUUGCCAGAGGGAAAGCCCCCUGAGUCUGGCCGGGCCUUGCCAGCCAAGCCCAGGGCAUUCACUCUGUACCCAAGGUCCUUCUCUGUGGAAGGCAGGGAGAGUCCCCUGUCUUUGUUCCGGGAGCCAGAGGGGGCUGGGCUGGACGGCCACCGAGUGAGGAAGAAAGAAGACAGCCUCUCUCUGCCAGGCGCCAUUGGCUCCUCUGGCAGCUUCUCACAGCGCAGCCACCUGCCAUCCAGUGGCACCUCCACACCAUCCUCUGUGGUUGACAUCCCGCCCCCUUUCGACCUGGCCUGCAUCACGAAGAAACCCAUUACUAAGAGCUCCCCUUCACUCCUGAUAGAUGGCGACACCCAUGACAAGGCCUCCAAGAAGAAGAAAUCCUCCUUCAAGCGCCUUCUGGAGCUGACGUUCAGGAAGAAGUCGGAGAAUAAGGUGCAUAUGGACAUGAACCUGUCGUCUUCCAGGUCCUCCUCUGAGUCCAGCUACCACGGCCCAGCCAGGGUCCUGGAACUUGACCGCAGGAGCCUCAGUAACUCCCCACAGCUCAAGUGUCGCACUGGGAAGCUCCGCGCCUCUGACUCCCCCGCCUCCCUCAUCUUCUACAGGGACAGCAAGAGGAAAGGGGUCCCCUUCAGUAGGACGGUGUCCAGGGUGGAGUCCUUCGAAGACCGCUCCCGACCACCCUUCCUGCCCCUGCCGCUCACCAAGCCACGGUCCAUUUCAUUCCCCAAUGCCGACACUUCGGACUAUGAGAAUAUUCCUGCCAUGAACUCGGACUAUGAGAACAUCCAGAUCCCGCCUCGCAGGCCGGCGCGGGCCGGCACGUUCACAAAGCUGUUCGAGGAACAGAGUAGAGCCCUGUCUACGGCAAAUGAAAACGAUGGCUACGUGGACAUGAGCAGCUUCAACGCCUUUGAGAGCAAGCAACAGAGUUCAGAGCAGGAGGCCGAAAGGGUCUCACUGUGUAGCCCUAGCUGGCCUGGAACUUGCCAAAUGGACCAGGAUGGUCUUCAACUCAAAGAUCCCCCUGCCUCUGCCUCCCGAGGGCUGGGAUUAAGCGCCUACACUGAGCCCUACAAGGUCUGUCCCAUCUCAGCGGCUCCCAGAGAGGACCUCACGUCAGACGAAGAACAGGGAAGCUCAGAGGAGGAGGACAGCGCUUCGAGAGACCCCAGCCUCACACACAAGGUUGAGGGACAGUCCAGAGCCCUUGUCAUCGCUCAGGAGCUGCUGUCUUCAGAGAAAGCAUAUGUGCAGAUGCUGCAGCACCUAAGCCUGGAUUUCCAUGGAGCCGUCCUGAGGGCCUUGGAGAACAUAGAACAAGAGGGCAGAGAGCCACUGGCCCAAGAGGAGCUGCGGCAGGGCCUGCGGGAGCUCCCGGCUAUCUGUGACCUUCACCAGGGCAUCCUGGAGAACCUGGAGCAGAGGCUGGGGGAUUGCAAUGGGGAGGGCCAACAGCCACAGGUGGCCGACAUCUUCCUGGUCCGCGAGCAGGAAUUUGAACACCAUGCUGCACACAUCCUGCAGUUUGACAGGUACCUGGGGCUGCUCGCUGAGAGUUGCCUGCUCUCACCCCGGCUGGCCAGCACCGUCCGGGAAUUUGAGCAGAGUUCGCAAGGGGGCGGCCAGAGCAUGAAGCAUCGGAUGCUACGCGUAGUCCAGCGCCUCUUCCAGUACCAAGUGUUGCUCACUGAUUAUUUAAACAACCUGUGCCCGGACUCAGCCGAGUAUGACAACACUCAGAGUGCUCUGACUCUCAUCUCCAAAGUGACAGACCGUGCCAAUGAGAGCAUGGAGCAAGGGGAAAACCUGCAGAAGCUGGUCCACAUCGAGUACAGUGUGCGGGGCCAAGGGGACCUCCUCCAGCCAGGAAGGGAGUUCCUGAAGGAAGGAACGCUGAUGAGAGUGAGAGGCAAAAGCCGACACCCCCGGCACCUGUUUCUGAUGAACGACACACUUCUCUACACACAUCCCCAGAAGGAUGGGAAGUACCGUCUGAAGAGCUCGCUGCCAGUGGCCAGCAUGAAGGUCAGCCGUCCCGUGAUGGAUAAAGUACCCUACGCUCUGAAGAUUGAAACUCCUGAGACCUGCCUGACACUGUCUGCAAGCUCCUGCGCGGAGAGGGACGAAUGGCACUACUGUCUGAGCAGAGCCCUCCCGGAGGACUACAAGACCCAGGCUCUGGCUGCCUUCCACCACAGUGUGGAGAUCCGGGAGAGGCUGGGGAUCAGCCUCGGGGAGAGGCUCCCCACCCUGGUACCUGUCACGCAUGCCAUGAUGUGCAUGAACUGCGGCUGUGACUUCUCGCUCACCGUGAGGCGCCACCACUGCCACGCCUGUGGCAAGAUUGUGUGCCGGAACUGUUCUCGAAACAAGUACCCACUGAAGUGCCUCAAGAACCGGAUGGCCAAGGUCUGUGACGGCUGCUUCCGGGAGCUGAAACUGAGGAAUGGGCCUGUCCCCGGCCCCAUGAGAGAGCGUCCGGUCAGCAUGAGCUUCCCACUGUCCUCCUCCCGCUUCUCCUCGGGCAGCACCUUCUCCUCCGUCUUCCACAGCAUUAGUCCUUCAACUUUCAAGAAGCAGAAAAAAGUCCCUUCAGCCUUGGCGGAGGUGGCCGCAUCCGGAGAGGGCUCGGCCAUCAGCGGCUACUUGAGCCGCUGUAAGAGUGGCAAGCGACGCUGGAAGAAGCUCUGGCUAGUCAUCAAGGGCAAAGUGCUCUACACCUACCUGGCCAGUGAGGACAAAGUGGCCAUGGAGAGCAUCCCUCUGCUGGGUUUCACUAUUGCUCCGGAAAAGGAGGCCGGCAGCAAUGAAGCUGGGCCAGUCUUUCACCUUUACCACAAGAAAACCCUGUUUUAUAGCUUCAAAGCAGAGGACAGCAGUUCUGCUCAGAGGUGGAUGGAGGCCAUGGAAGAUGCCAGUGUGUUAUAGCAGUCACCAGGCACAUGGACUCACACACACACAAAAAAAAACUCUUACAUUAACGUGUGAACCCUUCCAGAGGCUGCUCCUGGUCUCAGCUCAUCUGGAUGCACGUGUGGGUUCUGCGUGGGGCUUGACCUUUCCCCUCCCAGGUAGAACCCUAAGGGAUAUUUAUGGACCUCUUUUUUUCUGCCUCCAUGUUUCCCAGCCCCCAUCACAAACUGUACCCUAAUCUAAAAGUGAGUUAAAAUUUAGUACCUUGAAGACAUGGAAACGAAGAGAAAAGGACAUUUAGCAACAUGGGCUUUUUAGUAGAAACUGGCUUUUCCUGGUUUUACUCCUAGCGAAUAGGACCACUUUCGACUUUCUGCAAUGUCCAUACGGUGCCUCAGGUGAUGUGGGAACCAGCCAGAAAGGAGCAGCUGCUCAUGGAAACACUUCACCACCCUGCUGAGCCUACUGUGUCUUCUGAGAGAUGGACAGGAGUUGGCCGCAGGCAGGUCUGGGGGCUCGCUUGCUGUGGAAAGUUGACUCCUACAGCCUUUCGGUGGUUUGCCAGGCUUAAGGAGGGAGGGGACCAUCUUCCCUUCCUAAGGUCUUGCCACCUGUACUGCCGCAAACUCAGCCAGAGACUGGUUCCCUUCCUCCCAGAAUCUUCAGCACCACCCCAGGGCUGCCACUUCAGCAGCACAGAACCCUCUAAGAUGGAUCUACAUCGGCUUUAACUUCUGUGUGCCUUCCUGUGUAUACGCUGUGCACACGGACCAUGCUGUUGAUGGGAAUUGUUUUCACGGGAACACAUAUUCUCGAGCUGUAUCACCCAUGACAGUUUACUGUUUGAGAGAGGUAAAGAAGAAAGAGAGAAGUGGGCAGUCAUCAGAAAGUGGUCUGGGCGGAUAAAUGGCUUGACCACUGCAGAAGCACUGUGUGGCUGGAAAACACGUUGCACACCUAGGCUGAACCACCUUGCAGCUGGAAGAUGCUUUGCACACCCAAGACAAAGUGCACCACCUCCCUCUGGGCGCCUCCCUCUGGGCGCAUCCCUCUGGGCACCUGAGGCGGAGCCACCUCCUGCUGGUCAGCUCUUCACGCUGGAUGGAUUGUACACAAUGUAUUGAGGAGGGGCAGGAUUCCUCCUCAUUCUCACCGCAGUUGGAAAAAAAAAAAAGUAAUUGUCAUCAUUUCCUGAAAUCUCUUAUUACCUUCUCCCUACAAAGAGGAUUUUUGUAAAAUGUACCAUCUCAAGGACUUAUUUACAUUAAAUAUGUUCAGGGA